CGUUGUUCUCCGCGCACGUGUGUGCGUGUGCCGGUGCGUGCCGGUGUGUGUCUGCGUGUCUGUGCCGGUGUGUGUCUGUGUGUGUCUCUGUGUGUGUGAGAGAGUAUAAAUGUGCGGCGUCUGCGGGUCGUCACACAUUAUUUUUCCCCGUCGUGCUCAACGGAACAGCGAGCGAACAUCCUCGUCCGCGCUGCCACGGCAGCGUCUGACCUGACACGGAGCCACCGUGAGCUCAUCCCCGGCAGAGGAGGCAUGCCCUACCAGAGCCCAUACGGCAGCGAUUGAACGGUGUGCAGCUCGUACACAAUACGAGAUGCGCGUGUGCGUGCCGGACGAUGCUGCUCGUGGCUCCUGCACGUGACUCUCUCCGUGCGACUCCUGGAUGCAACGCCGCAGUGUGAUCAGCCCUCCAUGUGACUUUUUGGUGCGGGGCGUGAAUCGUGAGACGUGGCUGACUGCACCUGUGGCCGUGCCUCCCUACGGGCGACGGAGAGGCGCCAGGAGACGGUGCCAUCGGCGUGCCGACGCGGCGCUCUAGAGACAGCGAAGUGGUGCUACGCGGGGCAUAGAAGCAGGCGGUGGAGCGUGUCCCCCGCGAUGGCACCGUCUAGACGCGGCGGAGCUGGGGGGAGACGGGACGGGAUUCAAUCCGUCCCCCGACCGUUUUUGCCACCGUUCGUGUCGAGGUCCGCUUGGUCUGUCCCCCUGGCUGUCGAGUGACCCCGGCCGCCGUCGCCGUGACCCGGAGCCGCCUCGCGAUGGCACGGGUCUCGUGCGGCCCGUGAGGCCUUCGCGGUCUGUGGAGGGCCCCCACCCCACGGCGAGGCGUGCGGCCCGCGGAGCGUGGCGAGCGCCGCCAUGCGGUGGCCGGGCCGCCGGGCCGCGCUGGUGCUGUCGGGCCUGGCGUGCCUGUUCGCCGUGCUCUACGUGGGGCAGCAGUCGCUGGAGUGCCACUCGGGGUCACGGGCCCGCGUCUCCGUGCGUCUCUCCCCAGGCCUCUCCCACAACCGCUCCGCGUCCGCGAAUGGUGGCGGCCCUUUGCUGGAGCUGGACGAGCAGGCGGAGCUGGUGUUUGUGGGCGGCGUCCCGCGCAGCGGCACGACGCUGAUGCGCGCCAUGCUGGACGCGCACCCGGCGGUGCGCUGCGGGGAGGAGACCCGCGUCGUUCCGCGCCUGCUGGCCAUGCGCGAGGCGUGGGCGCGCUCGGAGCGGGAGCGCGUGCGGCUCGACGAGGCCGGCGUCACGGAGCGGGUGCUCGACGACGCGGUGCGCGCGUUCAUCCUGCAGAUAAUCGCGGGUCACGGCGAGCCGGCGCAGCGUCUCUGCAACAAGGACCCAUUUGCGCUCAAGUCGCUCGUCUACCUGGGGCGCCUGUUCCCGCGCGCACGCUUCCUGCUCAUGCUGCGGGACGGCCGGGCCUCCGUGCACUCGAUGAUCUCGCGCAAGGUCACCAUCGCCGGCUUCGACCUCUCCAGCUACCGCGACUGCCUCUCCAAGUGGAGCCGCGCCAUCGAGAUCAUGUACACGCAGUGCGUGGCCGUGGGCUCCCUGCGCUGCCUCCCCGUCUACUACGAGCAGCUGGUGCUGCAGCCCGAGUCGGUGCUGCGCCGCGUGCUGCGCUUCCUGGACGUGCCGUGGGACGACGUGGUGCUGCGGCACGAGGACAUGGUCGGCAAGGCCGGCGGCAUCUCCCUCUCCAAGGUGGAGAGGUCCACAGACCAAGUGGUGAAGCCGGUGAACCUGGAGGCGCUCACGCAGUGGGUGGGACGCAUCCCCGAGGAUGUGGUGCGGGACAUGGCGCACGUCGCGCCCAUGCUGAGCCGCCUGGGCUACGACCCGUACGCCAACCCCCCCAACUACGGCUCCCCCGAUCCCCGCGUGCUGGAGAACACCCGGCGGAUAAAGAAUGGCGAGUUCCGCUUACCGCAGAGUUUAAAGCGUGCCCUUUCGCAGCACAGUGACCCAGGCGGUGCGGCUACAAACGGAAGCGAGGGGUGAGCCCCCCCCCCACCCUCUCUCCUCCCCCCGGUGUCGGGGAGGAUCGGCUCUGUUUUUUCCCCCCCCACCAUUCACGGCGAGAAACAAAAAAAACGCGCUGCGGUGCAGG
Lethenteron reissneri (Far Eastern brook lamprey) is the source of this 2107-nucleotide messenger RNA. It is a transcript of the gene TPST1, whose product is annotated as tyrosylprotein sulfotransferase 1. NCBI's taxonomy places the organism in Eukaryota, Metazoa, Chordata, Hyperoartia, Petromyzontiformes, Petromyzontidae. Gene Ontology annotation, cellular component: Golgi apparatus. Gene Ontology annotation, biological process: peptidyl-tyrosine sulfation. Gene Ontology annotation, molecular function: protein-tyrosine sulfotransferase activity. The record is from RefSeq and is a predicted model, not a curated record.